Molecule: messenger RNA, 1623 nt
Organism: Cryptococcus amylolentus CBS 6039
Lineage: Eukaryota; Fungi; Basidiomycota; Tremellomycetes; Tremellales; Cryptococcaceae
Exons: 7
Coding region: 1-1623 (540 amino acids)
Molecular function (GO): UDP-glycosyltransferase activity
Source: RefSeq, a predicted model, not a curated record
AUGUCCACCACCACCCAAGCCCACGUCCUCGUCGUCCCCGUCUCCCUCACCGGACACCUUCGACCUCUUCUCCAGCUGGUCCUCAACCUGCUCCAGGCCAACCCCACCUUGCACGCCUCUCUCCUCGUUGCUCCUUCCGUUGAAGCUCAGGUCCAGCCCAGCCUCGUCCAACUGACCGCCUUCCUCGGGCUCGAGUCUGUCGACCAGCUCAAGGAGGGCUAUAAGGCGGUCGUUAACCGACUCCAGCUGGUCCCGUGUCACACCAAGGGCUUUGAGUCCUCGCCCAGUCUGGACGCGGAUUUCGCCAAGAAGGGAGUCCAGGACUUUACUGAUGCCAUGCCGGGUGUCCUCGGCGCCUUGUACGACAGCUCGAAGAACGUCGAGGGCUUUGAGAACAAGUUUGGUAGCAUCAAGCCUACUUCUGUUAUUUUUGAUUAUCUCAACUUCUUCGUGCCCGAGAUCACCCGCGUCGUCCUCGGUGCCAGCAACAUCACUCCUCCUCCCCUGCUCGCGUUCAUCCCGACCAACUCGAUCGGUGCUUACCACGCCUUGGCGUCCGAGGACAAGGGUGGUGCCUUUGCUCGCCUCGACAGGCUCACCAAAGAAGAGAUCGCCAAAGGCUCCACCCCCAGGGAGGCUUACGAGAAGUACACCAACGUCUUUGAUGGGAAGGUCAUUACUCUUCCCGGUCUCCCGCCCAAAUUCGACUUUGAGUAUCGCCCCCACACUGCCUGUAUUCCCAGCUCGCCUGAGGCUCUUCAGAACAUUACCAAGGCUUGCACCACAGUCCGCGACCCAUCCAUUACUGGUCUGAUCUUGUCCGGUACGGACAUUGGCACAGAGGCUUCGGACGCACUGGCUGCUGAUCUGGGCAACACUCUCUACUUGGUCGGCCCUCAAGCGCCUCCCCAGAUCUGGAGUGGAAAGACCGCUAGUAAGGCAGCUACUCCUGACGACGCCAAAGUUUUCAAGUUCUUGGACGACAUGAAAGCCAAAUACGGUCCCAAGUCUGUUGCUUACAUCAGCUUGGGCUCGCUGUUCUACCCCGUCCUCCGUCCUGAGAUCAUGCGCUUGAUCCUCAAGGGCUUGCGAGAAGCUAACAUCCCGGUCAUCUUUGCCCACUCCUCGGUCCUUGUGCCCGCGCCUGCCGAAUUGAUCAAGGAGUUUGAAGGUGACGAGGAUAUGUGUGUCGUCAAGCAGGCUCCUCAAUUCUCUGUUCUCGCCAACGAGGCUACCAGAUUUAUCAUCACCCACGCUGGAAGCACUUCGGUUUCUGAGGCUAUUCUUACCCAGACGCCCGUGGUCACCCUCCCCUUCUUCUUUGACCAGGCCGAGAUUGCCGCACAGCUCGAACAGGCCGGUGUCGCUAUCGACCUGAAGCAGACCAAGACUUUCAAGAACCCCGCUCACAACAAGCUUCAUGACGGCACCGUUAUCGUCGGCACUGAGCAGGCUAUCAAGGAGGAGCUGGCCUCUGUCAUUCAGAAGUUGACGGGCGCUGAGUAUGGGAAGAUGUUGACCAAGCUGGGCGAGAUCAGGGCUGAAGUGGAGAAGGAAAAGAAUGGAGGGAAGACCAAGGCGGCUAUGGAGGCUCUGGGCAAGAAGCUGAGCGUUUCUGCUUAA